AUGGAAAGACGAGUUCUAGGGAAGUCCAGAAUCAAGAGGUGGGAUGGCGCCUUGAGGGAAUGCACGGCUUGGGACAAUAUAAAACGGGACCCAGAGCUGUGGUACCAGAAUGGCGAUUGCUUCGUGCAUCUUUACGGGAAGGGCCAAUCGUACCGAGGCCCUGCAUUCAAGGUGCCUCUUGAUGCCUUGCUUGCGACCAAAUGUCACCCCCUCGUGGCGAGGUUCAUGUUACGAGAUGCCUCGACCACACCAGGUGCCGGGGUGGGCCAAGACCCAAUUCGCUUUCUGCACCACAUGCCCCUUAAUGGCAGAAUCGAUCUGUAUAUCCCACCGCCGCCCAUGGCGAACAAGGACGAAGCUCUGCGCUACCACCUGGCAAUACGCAACUUCUUCGCCUGGGUGUUUCAGAGGCCAGUGGUUGGGGAUUACCUCGGGACCGCCCUCAUUGAACUUUUAGACAUGAUGUCAGAGCUUCGCUGCCCUGGAGAGAACAAUAUGGAGGCUCUCGUUAGCUAUCUUGAUGAGGAGGGCUAUCUCGACAUGCAGAGUCAGCCUGUCCACGCCUUGGCGGCAGUCCAUUUCGCCGAGUACUUCCAGUUCAGGGGGCUCUAUAUUGACGCCUUUUCUCACUGCGUGGGCAUGUCUGAUCGACUCUUUGUUAUCCCGGAGUACCAGGUCAUUACUUCAGUAACAAGGAAACUCAUUCGACAGGCCAGGAUGGAGAUGGACAUGAAGCUUGGGCACGCCGGUGUUAUGCUUCGUAAUUUCCUCGAGGACGACCUCUCCGAAGCUCACAUUGGACUGACCCCCGGAGGGAGGGAUCAUCUUGAACAGUUUCGGACAUUCCUCCUCGCUUUCUUUUCCAGAAGACUGGGUUAUUAUCCGCCGUUCUCAAUCGACGCACGCAGUCUCAUAUUUGACCGCGAAACGUAUUGCACGAUGCGGGACGACUUUGAGGCGCUUUACGGGUACCUCGUCGACGACUCUUUUACAGUGUCCAAGAGCAUCCCGGCACUUGCUCAGGGCGGCAUUUGCGCGCUGCAGACUGUCUGUGGCUUUGAUCUGCGCAACAAAUUCACGCCACUGCUUUACCCUUUGCCACUAAUCCCCGAAAUAGCCCCCGCCACGCCUUCACGGCGCAUUACCUGGCUCAACAAGAGUGAUAAGCUCAAGCCAGACCAGCGGCUAGUUUUCCAUGCUGCACUGCUCAAUGCGACCAACAAACACAAGCACGAUCUUCUACAGAACCAGCUUGUCUCGGCAUAUCGUAGCUUUGAAGAAGAUUCGAUCUUCUCGCCAUCGAAGUACAGUCGGUCUGAGAAGCUGUCGCUGGUGGAUGCUCGAAAAAUUCGCUGGAUUCUCGUCUACUCCAUUUAUCAAGUUCUGCGUGGCUGCACUGAGGCGCCCCCUGAGUGCCAGGGUACUAACGCGAUACCCUACAACGUCGCCAUCAACACCGCAAAUCUACCGCCGUGGAGGGAGGGGCGACGGCAGUCUUCUACUACAAGGAGAGCAAACAGCCUCAAGCAAAACAAGACCCCUUCUCCUACUUCGCCAGUUCCCAUAACACCAACCAUGCCCGAACCUAUCCGCUCCGCCUCGCCGUCUUAUGAGAUUGAGCCGGAUAUCAAUUACUUGUCCCUAACACGCCAGAAAGACACCUCGUCAUCGGCCAAAAAGAAACGGAUGAGUGCCCCGCCGAGCAUCCCUCCACGUGUUCGGAGACUUGACACUACUUUUCGGCGAUCCCUACACAUAUUCACGCUAAAUAACGGCAGCACAGGCAAUGAACUCCCGUCAGUGACAAACUUUGGCCUGACGUACCACGACAGUCUGACCCUCGGGGAUGGGAAAAAUCCAGGCACCACCGAGGAGCCAUCGGCUAGCCCAGGUACCGCAAAGAUAGGGGGUGACGCCCAAGAGGCUGACGAUGACCUGGGAGGUUCCGUCGAGACCCUCAAGCCUCAGCCCUCAGCCGUCCGCUCGCCCUCGACCUCGUCGACAUCUUCUACUGCCAGCACCGCCAGCACCGCCAGCAGGCUUUCAGAUGCGUCCACGGCUUCUAUGGCGUCUACUGUAUCCACCGCACCUAGCACCGCUGUGUGCUCCAUUGCCUCGCCUUGGACUACUAGGGAGCCCAGCCGUCCGGCUGAGAAGAUAGAUCAGCCCGCUCCGCUUGACUUAUCGCGACCAACGUCAGAUCGCCCCUCGGAGACUGCUUCUGGCAGCGGCACGUCGUCUACUGUCGAAGACGGAUCGCCGCCGGCUCUUCCGCGGAGGAACAGCCGGCGCAGGCUGGGCGAGCUGCAACCUGAUCCGCUGAGCGUCCGCAAAGUUGAGGGAGUAUAUCCAACUCCUGUCGUUGUUUCCGUCGGGGCCAUAAGCCAUGCCAUCGGCGACAGGCAGGGGGAUGGAGAUAGUACGCGGAUUUCACGGGCCGAUGACGUGUGGUCCCAGUUCGCAGACGUGGGCGGUUUGAAGGACAUGUCAAUGGCAAGUUAA
Messenger RNA from Lasiosphaeria miniovina, 2502 nucleotides. RefSeq lists its product as uncharacterized. The transcript is spliced from 3 exons. NCBI's taxonomy places the organism in Eukaryota, Fungi, Ascomycota, Sordariomycetes, Sordariales, Lasiosphaeriaceae. Bases 1 to 2502 code for a protein of 833 amino acids. The record is from RefSeq and is a predicted model, not a curated record.